Messenger RNA from Rotaria sp. Silwood1, 642 nucleotides. The record is from the annotation of a GenBank genome assembly. NCBI's taxonomy places the organism in Eukaryota, Metazoa, Rotifera, Eurotatoria, Philodinida, Philodinidae.
AUGGUCCAAGCGAUUAGAAGUGUUUAUAAGCAGCAAAACAAUCAUACAUUGCCUUCAAUUUAUAAUGAUAAUGAUGAACCACCAUAUUAUAUUCAACCAAUUGAUAUGACUCGACGAGCGUUGAAUCAAAAACAUGAUCUUCAGAGAAAGAAUCUUUUAUUGGUUAAUUUUAAUCAACAUACUGAUGGAAGAGGAUUUCGUCAACAGAUUUGGACACAUAUGUGUCCGAAAAAUAAUCGAGCUCCAUUUAUAACAUGUUUAUAUAAGUCACCUAGUUUCGAUAUGUCAUAUAUUUCAGAUAUCUAUGCACGAAAUCGUCAAUAUUUAUUUUGGUUAUCACCACGUGGAAAUGGAAUUGAUUGUUAUCGUACAUGGAAAGCGUUGUAUCUUGAUGCAAUACCGAUUGUUUGGAACUCAUCAUUGACUAUUCUCUAUGAACAUUUGCCUGUUGUAAUUAUUCAAAAUUAUACAGACAUCAACGGAACAUUUUUACGCGAGAAACUACAUGAAAUAUCAAUGAAGAAAUAUUUUCGAAUGAAUCAAGUGUAUCGAUUUGAAAAAUUACGAAAUGCAUAUUGGCGCCGAUUGAUUUUGAAUAAAUCAAGACAUUCAUUGAAAAAUAACAAUAUACGAAUCAAUUGA